AGAAAAAGUUAUUAAAGGCUGCAGCUGAAAGGGCAAAGGGAAAAGGUUGCAUGAUAACAAUGGGCUCGCCUGGUUUCAACCUCUGCGCGACGACCCUUUUUGUUCUGUCCUUCCUGAUUAGUUUCUUCCUUAGCCAAACCGGAACUGAAGCUGCUGCAACUUACCUCGCCCAUGUCUGCCCAAACACCACCACUUUCACCGCCAACAGCACCUACCAAUCCAACCUCAAUCACCUCCUCGGCUCCCUCACCUCCAACGCCACCCGCACCACGGGGUUCUACAACACCACCGCGUCGGCUGGGAACUCCGUCGACACGGUCUACGGCCUCUUCCUCUGCCGGGGCGAUCUCUCCCCCGACGCCUGCCGAGACUGCGCUGCCGACGCAACCAAAGACGUGGUCGAUCGCUGCCCCAAUGAGAAAGUGGCCGUGGCUUGGUACGACGAGUGCAUGUUACGCUACUCAAAUCAGGAUAUCUUCUCCAGCAUGGUCACCGACCCAAGCAUUUUGAUGUGGAACACACAGAAUAUAUCGGAGCAAAACCAGUUUGCCCUGCUGGUGAGGACAACGAUGAACGAUUUGGCAAGUGGGGUUUCAAAUCUUGGGCCUGGAGCCAAGAAGUUUGGGACGAAAGAAGCGAAUUUCACAGCGUUGCAAACGCUCUACACCCUUGCCCAGUGCACGGCGGACCUAUCGGGUUCCGAUUGCAAUAGGUGUCUCCAGAUAGCGAUAUCGAAUGUGGUGGGUUGUUGCGGGGGAAAGCUAGGGGCCAGGGCUCUGUUUCCUAGCUGUAACGCUAGGUUUGAAAUUUACCCGUUUUACCAGUCAGUAGCAACUGUUCCGCCACCUCCUGGAACAGUAUCAACACCCAAAGGAAAAGUUAAGAUCUCAGCGGUGACAAUUAUUGCCAUUGUCGUUCCGAUUUCUGUCUCUGUUGUUCUGUUCGUUAUGGGAUGUUGCUUCCUUACUAGGAGAGCAAGAAAGAAGUACAAUGCUGUACAGGAAGAAAAUGCUGCUAAUGAUAUUACUACUGUAGAGUCCUUGCAAUUUGAUCUUGCUACAAUUGAAACUGCCACCAACAUGUUUUCAUAUGAUAAUAAGCUUGGUGAAGGCGGAUUCGGUGUCGUUUACAAGGGUAUACUUCCUAAUGGACAAGAAAUAGCCGUAAAGCGGCUGUCAAGAGGUUCCAGACAAGGGGCCGGAGAAUUUAAAAAUGAGGCCGUAUUGGUAGCCAAGCUUCAACACAGAAAUCUUGUACAAUUAUUGGGAUUUUGCUUGGAACGAGAAGAAAAGAUACUUGUCUACGAAUUUAUGCCCAACAAAAGCCUUGACUACUUUCUCUAUGAUCCUGUAAGAAGAGGACAAUUGGAUUGGUCAAGACGUUACAAAAUUAUUGGAGGAAUCGCUCGAGGGAUUCUUUAUCUUCAUGAAGAUUCUCAACUAAGAAUUAUACAUCGUGAUCUUAAAGCAAGUAACGUUUUGUUAGAUAAGGAUAUGAAUCCAAAAAUUUCAGAUUUUGGCAUGGCAAAGAUUUUUGGAGUUGAUCAAACUCAAGGAAAUGCCAGUAGAAUUGUAGGCACAUUUGGUUAUAUGUCUCCGAAAUAUGCUAUGCAUGGACAAUUUUCUGUGAAAUCCGAUGUGUAUAGUUUUGGUGUCUUAAUUCUUGAGAUUAUAACUGGCAAGAAGAUCAAUUCUUUCAAUCCAUUAGAUGGUGCUGGAGACCUUUUGAGCUAUGCUUGGAACCAUUGGAGGGAUGGAACACCCAUGGAAUUAUUAGAUCCAAAUUUGGAAGAUUCUUACUCAAGAAAUGAAGUCACCAGAUGUCUCCACAUUGGCUUACUUUCUGUACAAGAUGAUCCAACUGCUAGACCUACCAUGGCAUCCAUAGUUCUCAUGCUUAACAGUUACUCUGUGACAUUAACAUCACCUCAACAACCUGCAUCUUACCUUUAUAGUCGAACAGAGCAAAGCAUGCCAUUUAAAGACUUGGCCUCCUCAAAUCAAUCUACAAGCAAUACAAGCAAAUCAAUGCCAUCUGUCGAUGAAGCAUCGAUUACUGAAGUAUACCCUCGAUAGUGUGGGUUGUAAGGGCUUCACAAAAUGUGAAAGUGAGAGUGGGAGUGUGCAGCAUUUCUCAUGUUUAUAAGUUAUGGUACUUGAAUGAGUGGCAGAUGAGUAUUCUUUAAGAAUUCAGAGUUCAUGCAUGGUAAUAAGCUUGCAAAUCCAAUAUGUAUAAUUUUCAUGGAAAAUUAUUCUUUAACGAGUUAUUUUAGUGAAACUAUAAUAUAGUAUAUAAAUACAUCAUUCAACCCAAAAAUUUGA
Messenger RNA from Corylus avellana, 2321 nucleotides. RefSeq names its product cysteine-rich receptor-like protein kinase 10. Gene Ontology annotation, biological process: defense response to bacterium; protein phosphorylation. The record is from RefSeq and is a predicted model, not a curated record. Gene Ontology annotation, cellular component: plasma membrane. Lineage: Eukaryota; Viridiplantae; Streptophyta; Magnoliopsida; Fagales; Betulaceae. Gene Ontology annotation, molecular function: ATP binding; protein serine/threonine kinase activity.